This is a messenger RNA of Penicillium bovifimosum, 2223 nucleotides long. RefSeq names its product dipeptidyl peptidase DppV (gene dppV). NCBI's taxonomy places the organism in Eukaryota, Fungi, Ascomycota, Eurotiomycetes, Eurotiales, Aspergillaceae. Gene Ontology annotation, biological process: proteolysis. The record is from RefSeq and is a predicted model, not a curated record. The coding region runs from base 1 to 2223 and encodes 740 amino acids. The transcript has 9 exons. Gene Ontology annotation, molecular function: serine-type endopeptidase activity.
AUGGCUGUUAGCUUCCAACGCGUGCGGAGUCACGGCACUCAUAUAGCGGAGUCGGUCCGGUGUACAGACUCGUCCCCUGCACGUUUGUCUCGAGCUACGUGGGCGUCUACUGACUGUCAAUAUGCGUGUGUUUCAAUUGACGGCCUUCGGGUCGAUCGUUGCUCUUGCCGCGGCUCUUACUCCAGACUUAUCACAGCUCCCAGACGGGGUGAAGCUAUUCCUAAUCCUUCAGGAGAAGUCGCACUUUUCUCAACCUCUCAAUACUCCUUCGAGACCCAUAAGACAACCUCCUGGUGGAGUUUGCUGGAUUUGGAGACUGGAAAAGUCAGCCAACUCACUAAUGACAGCAAUGUCUCCGAGUUGAUCUGGCUGGGGUCUACUGACUCCGGUCUCCUGUACAUCAAUGGCACUAACGCUGAUAUCCCCGGGGGUGCCGAGAUCUGGGCAGCUUCACUGCCGGCGCCGCUGUCUGGUCUCAAGACGGCCAUCACCAAGUCUGGCAACAUCAACUACUUGGUGUACGGAGAUUCCUAUGCCAAUGGAACGGCAUACAACGCAGAGCUAGCUGCCACACCUCUGAGCACGGCUCGAAUCUAUGAUAGCCUCUAUGUUCGCCACUGGGAUACCUGGCUCACGACGAGGUUCAAUGCCAUCUUCUCUGGGACUCUGGAGAAGAAGAAAUCUGGACAGGGAGCUACAUCUCGCUACACUGCUAAAGGGUCUCUCAAGAACCUCGUUGCAGGAGUCAAAAACCUCGAGUCACCCUACCCGCCGUUCGGCGAUUCUUCGGACUAUGACCUUUCUGCCGAUGGAAAAUGGGUUGCCUUCAAGAGCAAGGCUCCGGAACUGCCACGUGCAAACAACACCGCAUCGUACAUCUAUCUUGCCCCUCAUGAUGGAUCCAAGAAGGCCAAGGCCAUCAACGGCCCAGACAGUCCCGGCACACCCAAGAACAUCAAGGGUGACUCGAGCAGCCCUGUGUUCUCCCCGGAUAGUCGUCGCAUUGCAUACCUCCAGAUGGAGGAGAUCAACUAUGAGUCCGAUCGCCGCAUCGUCUACGUCUAUACUCUUGACUCCAAGGACACUAUCCGCACCUUGGCCAAAAAUUGGGACCGGUCACCUAGUGGAAUCAAGUGGACUGCCGACGGGAAGAACCUGGUUCUGAACACCGAGGAUUCUGCACGCUCUCGGCUUUUCCUGAUGCCCGCAAAUGCUGGCAAAGAUUACAAGCCCAAGAAUUUCACCGAUGGCGGCGCUGUGGCUGCCUACCAUGGCCUGCCCAACGGGGAAUACCUGGUCUCUGGUUCUACUAUCUGGUCUAGCCGGACAGUCUACACCGCGAAGCCUGGAAAGGGCGUUACCGGUACGGUCUUCUCUGCUAACUCGGUUGAUCCGGCUUUGAAGGGCCUGGGCCCGUCCGAUAUUGGCGAGUUCUACUUCAAGGGCAACUGGACAGAUAUUCAUGCCUGGCUUGUUUACCCCGAGAACUUUGACAAGUCGAAGAAAUACCCGCUCAUGUUCCUCGUUCACGGCGGUCCUCAAGGCUCCUGGGCUGACUCUUGGAGCACUCGCUGGAACCCCAAGGUCUUUGCUGACCAAGGAUAUGUGGUUGUCGCACCGAACCCAACUGGCAGCACUGGCUUCGGCGAUGAACUCACCGAUAUGAUCGCAAAUAACUGGGGAAGCUACCCUUACGACGACUUGGUAAAAUGCUGGGAGUAUGUCCGCGAUAACUUUGACUUCAUUGAUACAGACCACGGCGUGGCAGCUGGCGCCAGUUACGGUGGCUUCAUGAUGAAUUGGAUUCAGGGUAACCCUCUGGGACGCAAAUUCAAAGCGCUGGCCAGUCACGACGGCACAUUUGUGGCCGAUGCCAAGAUCUCCACUGAGGAACUGUGGUUCAUGGAGCAUGAGUUCAAUGGCACCUUCUGGGACGACCGAGAGAACUAUCUUCUCUACCCCCAGCUCGUGAUCCACAGUGACAAAGAUUUCCGACUUGCUGUCUCUGAGGGUUUGGCACUUUUCAAUGUCUUGCAAGAGCGCGGUGUGCCAAGUCGGCUGCUGAACUUCCCAGAUGAGAAUCAUUGGGUCAUCAACAAUGAGAACAGUCUUGUUUGGCAUCAGCAGGUCCUCGGAUGGCUCAACAAAUAUGCCGGCGUGAACAAGAAGGGCUCUGUCAGCUUGAAUGACACAACAGUCCCUGUUGUAGAUUAUAACCCUUAG